Messenger RNA from Alternaria ethzedia, 822 nucleotides. RefSeq lists its product as uncharacterized. The record is from RefSeq and is a predicted model, not a curated record. The transcript has a single exon. Gene Ontology annotation, biological process: regulation of translational fidelity; tRNA aminoacylation. Bases 1 to 822 code for a protein of 273 amino acids. Lineage: Eukaryota; Fungi; Ascomycota; Dothideomycetes; Pleosporales; Pleosporaceae. Gene Ontology annotation, molecular function: ATP binding; aminoacyl-tRNA ligase activity; Ser-tRNA(Ala) deacylase activity.
AUGGCAGACCCUCUAUCCCAAAGAACAGAUCCCCUCUACCAAAAAGAUGGCCAAAAACACACGCACACCUCUGCCAUAACUUCAAUCCACGCCCUGUCAUCCCUACCCGCAGAUACUCAAUCCCUCUUCAAACCACCACCAGAAACCAAACCCUAUGUCCUAACCACCCCCUCAACCAUUUUCCACGCCCAGGGCGGCGGUCAACCCUCGGACGUUGGAACCAUCUCCGCCAGCGGCACAACAUUCCACGUGCACCAAGUCCGCAAGGUCGAUCCCGCGAUCCUGCACAUGGGCGUCUUUGUUCCUUCUGACCAGAAAUUCCAAGAAAGCGGGGAAGCAGAAGCAGAGCAGAAAAUCGACACAGCCAAACGCCACCUACACUCCCGGAUCCACACCGCAGGCCACGUCAUCGGUCUCGCCGUCGCCCAUCUAAAAACCACUGGCAUAAUCGCUCCCGACGUCGUCGACGGAAAAGCGUCGCACUACCCCGGCGCCGCAUUCGUAGAAUUCUCGGGUCUCAUUCCGGGAGACAAGAAAGCUGCAAUCCAAGCCAGAGUCGAUGAGAUGGUUGCCGCGGACAUGGACGUCAAGAUUCAUUUCUGGGAUGAGGAAAAGGCGAAGAAGGAGUGUACGGGGGUUAUGGAGACGCUGAAGGGGGAUGAAGAGGAUGGCGUUAGGGUUGUGGAGAUAGGGAGUGAGGGGAGUUAUCCGUGUGGCGGGACGCAUGUGCAGAGGCUGAAGGAGUGUGGGAGGGUUGUUUUGAGGAAUGUUAAGAGGCAGAAGGGGGUUACUAAGGUUAGCUAUGAGGUGCAAGACGCUUGA